Molecule: messenger RNA, 5255 nt
Organism: Brassica oleracea var. oleracea
Lineage: Eukaryota; Viridiplantae; Streptophyta; Magnoliopsida; Brassicales; Brassicaceae
Product: protein QUIRKY-like
Exons: 14
Coding region: 203-5104 (1633 amino acids)
Molecular function (GO): zinc ion binding; 5-methyltetrahydropteroyltriglutamate-homocysteine S-methyltransferase activity
Source: RefSeq, a predicted model, not a curated record
GAAAAAUUAAAUAUAAUAAAAUGUUGAAAUAUAUGAUUAUUGCUUAAAAUAUCGACCACCAGAUCUAUACAAUUAUACAGAGGCCAACGAUUGUAUCUAUAAAUAAACUCACAGAGCCACUCUCCUUCCUCGCUCUCUCUUCUUCGUAGCCAAACCUCUUUCUCCGAUUCUUCCUCCGUGAGUUAAAAAAAAAGAAAUCAAAAUGGCUUCACACAUUGUUGGAUAUCCACGUAUGGGCCCUAAGAGAGAGCUCAAGUUCGCGUUGGAAUCAUUCUGGGAUGGCAAGAGCACUGCUGAGGAUCUUCAGAAGGUGUCUGCUGAUAUCAGGUCGGGUAUCUGGAAGCAGAUGUCUGAGGCUGGGACCAAGUACAUCCCCAGCAACACCUUUGCUCACUACGACCAGGUUCUCGACACCACCGCCAUGCUCGGUGCUGUUCCACCCAGAUACGGUUACACCAGUGGUGAGAUCGGUUUGGAUGUUUACUUCUCCAUGGCAAGAGGAAACGCCUCUGUUCCCGCCAUGGAGAUGACCAAGUGGUUUGACACCAACUACCAUUACAUUGUUCCUGAGUUGGGCCCUGACGUCAAGUUCUCUUACGCAUCUCACAAGGCUGUGAAUGAGUACAAGGAGGCCAAGGCACUUGGUGUUGACACCGUCCCUGUACUUGUUGGCCCUGUCUCUUACUUGUUGCUUUCUAAGGCUGCCAAGGGUGUGGAGAAGUCCUUUGACCUUCUUUCUCUUCUCCCCAAAAUUCUCCCUGUCUACAAGGAAGUGAUCACCGAGCUUAAGGCAGCUGGUGCCACCUGGAUUCAGCUUGACGAGCCUGUCCUUGUCAUGGAUCUUGAGGGCCACAAACUCCAGGCCUUCACUGGGGCUUAUGCUGAACUUGAAUCAACUCUGUCUGGUUUGAAUGUUCUUGUUGAGACCUACUUCGCUGAUAUCCCUGCUGAAGCAUACAAGACCCUAACUUCGUUGAAGGGUGUGACUGCCUUUGGAUUUGACUUGGUUCGUGGCACAAAGACCCUUGAUUUAGUCAAGGCUGGUUUCCCCGAGGGAAAGUACCUCUUCGCUGGUGUUGUUGAUGGAAGGAACAUCUGGGCCAAUGACUUUGCUGCGUCUCUCAGCACCUUGGAGGCACUUGAGGGUGUUGUUGGAAAAGACAAGCUUGUGGUCUCAACCUCUUGCUCUCUUCUCCACACCGCCGUCGAUCUUGUAAACGAGACCAAGCUUGACGACGAAAUCAAAUCAUGGUUGGCGUUUGCUGCCCAGAAGUUCGUUGAAGUGAACGCAUUGGCCAAGGCUUUGGCUGGUCAGAAGGAUGAGGCCCUUUUCUCCGCCAACUCUGCUGCUUUGGCUUCAAGGAGGUCUUCCCCAAGAGUCACCAAUGAGGGUGUUCAGAAGGCUGCUGCUGCUCUGAAGGGCUCAGACCAUCGUCGUGCAACCAAUGUUAGCGCUAGGCUAGAUGCUCAACAGAAGAAGCUUAACCUCCCAAUCCUGCCAACCACCACCAUUGGAUCCUUCCCCCAGACUGUAGAGCUCAGGAGAGUUCGCAGAGAAUACAAGGCUAAGAAGGUUUCCGAGGAGGACUAUGUUAAAGCCAUGAAGGAAGAGAUCAAGAAAGUUGUUGACCUCCAAGAGGAACUUGACAUUGAUGUUCUCGUUCACGGAGAGCCAGAGAGAAACGACAUGGUUGAGUACUUUGGGGAGCAGUUGUCUGGUUUUGCCUUCACUGCAAACGGAUGGGUCCAAUCUUAUGGAUCUCGUUGUGUGAAGCCACCAGUUAUCUACGGUGAUGUGAGCCGUCCCAAGGCAAUGACCGUCUUCUGGUCCGCAAUGGCUCAGAGCAUGACCUCUCGCCCAAUGAAGGGUAUGCUUACCGGCCCUGUCACCAUUCUUAACUGGUCCUUCGUCAGAAACGACCAGCCCAGGCACGAGACCUGUUACCAGAUCGCUUUGGCCAUCAAGGACGAAGUUGAGGAUCUUGAGAAAGGUGGAAUUAAUGUGAUUCAGAUUGAUGAGGCUGCACUCAGAGAAGGAUUACCACUCAGGAAAUCCGAGCACGCUUUCUACUUGGACUGGGCUGUUCACUCCUUCAGAAUCACCAACUGUGGCGUCCAAGAUACCACCCAGAUCCACACUCACAUGUGCUACUCUCACUUCAAUGACAUCAUACACUCCAUCAUCGACAUGGAUGCUGAUGUGAUCACCAUCGAGAACUCCCGAUCUGAUGAGAAGCUUCUCUCUGUGUUCCGUGAGGGAGUGAAGUACGGUGCUGGAAUUGGUCCAGGUGUCUACGACAUCCACUCCCCAAGAAUACCAUCCUCUGAGGAAAUCGCAGACAGAGUGAACAAGAUGCUUGCUGUCCUAGAGCAGAACAUCCUUUGGGUGAACCCUGACUGUGGUCUCAAGACCCGUAAGUACACAGAGGUCAAGCCGGAAGGUCCAGACGAGUCUAAACCACCACCAGAGACAAAAGAUGGCCCUGCUGAAGUGAAAGAAACCGCCGAACCGCCACCACCGCCGGAGAAUCCGCCAGCUGAAGGUCCCAAGCCUAACGAGGAUGCCUCACCACCGUCACAGGAAAAUGCUACGGUUGGUGGAGAAGAACCACCGGCGACUGAACCAAAUCCGCCACCUGAAGCAGUGUCAGACGGCCCAAAAUUACCGGCGGAAGAGCCACGACAGAAUCAACCGGAAAGUGAAGAUAUUCUACUCGAAACAAGCGACGCGGAGAGCUGGGUUUCGGCGCCGCGAUCACCGUUACCGGGAGUUACCAUUUCAAGAUCCGUCUCCGGUUCAAUACCCAAACCCAAAACCGGAGGCCCGCAACCACUUCCGAGAAGCUUAUCAGAAACCGCCAGUUACACCUCAGAGAUCUCCGACGUGUCAACGAUCGAACGGUCCACGUUUGACCUGGUGGAGAAGAUGCAUUACGUCUUCGUCCGCGUCGUGAAAGCUCGCUCCCUACCAACCUCCGGGAGUCCAAUCACAAAGAUCUCACUCUCCGGCACAACCAUCGAAUCAAAACCGGCGAGAAAAACCUCAACGUUCGAGUGGGAUCAAACCUUCGCCUUCCUCCGCGACUCGCCGGAUACAUCUUCCUCUCCGAUUCUCGAGAUCUCCGUGUGGGAGGGAACCGACGGUACACACUUCCUCGGCGGAAUCUGCUUCGACGUUUCGGAGAUUCCGCUCCGAGACCCGCCGGAUAGUCCGUUAGCUCCGCAGUGGUACCGUCUCGAAGGAGGUGGAGCUCACCACGGGGAUCUGAUGCUCGCCACGUGGACGGGAACUCAAGCUGACGAGUCUUUCCCCGACGCGUGGAAGACUGAUACAGCCGGAAACGUGACUGCACGUGCGAAAGUUUACAUGUCGCCGAAGCUGUGGUAUCUUCGCGCUACUGUGAUGGACGCUCAAGAUCUGUUACUGCCUCAGUUAACGGCGUUUAAAGAAGCGUCGUUUCAACUGAAAGCUCAGUUAGGUUUUCAAGUGCAGAAAACCAAACCCGCCGUCACUCGUAACGGAGCGCCGUCAUGGAACGAAGAUCUACUCUUCGUAGCCGCUGAGCCUUUCGCUGAUCAGCUUGUUUUCACAUUGGAGUAUCGGACGUCGAAAGGACCGGUCACCGUCGGGAUGGCACGCGUGCCGCUCACCGCGAUCGAGAGGCGCGUCGACGAGCGUUUGGUUGCUUCAAGAUGGUUCGGUUUCGAGGAUCCGAACGACGAGAAGAGAGGGAACAGAUCUAGAGUACACCUGAGACUCUGCUUCGACGGCGGAUAUCACGUGAUGGACGAGGCGGCUCACGUGUGUAGCGAUUACCGGCCGACGGCGAGGCAGUUAUGGAAACCGGCGGUUGGUAUCGUCGAGCUCGGUCUGAUCGGUUGUAAGAAUCUGCUGCCGAUGAAGACGGUGAACGGAAAAGGAUCGACGGACGCGUACACGGUGGCGAAAUACGGUUCCAAAUGGGUCCGUACCCGAACCGUAUCGGAUUCACUAGAUCCGAAAUGGAACGAGCAGUACACGUGGAAAGUAUACGAUCCGUGUACGGUCCUGACCGUAGGAGUCUUCGAUAGCUGGGGAGUAUACGAGAUCGACGGUGGAAAAGAAGCCACGCGUCAAGAUCUUCGAAUCGGGAAAGUGCGUAUACGUAUAUCCACCUUGGAGACGGGUAAAGCGUAUAGAAAUACGUAUCCCUUGCUGAUGUUAGUUAACGGAGGCGUUAAAAAACUAGGGGAGAUAGAACUGGCCGUUAGAUACCUGAGAUCAGCUCCACCGUUGGAUUUCUUACACGUGUACAGUCAACCUUUAUUGCCUUUGAUGCACCACAUCAAACCGUUGACUCUGUUUCAAGAAGACAUGCUCAGAAACACCGCCGUGAAAAUACUGGCCGUACACUUGUCACGAUCUGAGCCUCCUCUAAGGCCUGAGAUUGUACGGUACAUGCUCGACGCCGAUUCACACACUUUCAGCAUGCGUAAAGUCCGAGCAAACUGGCUCCGCAUUGUCAACGUCGUCGCCGGGAUGAUCGACGUGGUGCGGUGGGUGGACGACACGCGUUUCUGGAGGAAUCCGACGGCGACUCUUCUCGUUCACGCGCUCGUCGUGAUGCUGAUUUGGUUCCCGGAUCUCAUCGUUCCGACAAUAGCUUUUUACUUGUUCGUAAUCGGUGCCUGGAACUACAGAUUCAGGUCACGCGCUGCUCUCCCUCACUUCGAUCCAAGGCUCUCCCUGGCUGAUGCAGCCGAUAGAGAAGAGCUGGAUGAAGAGUUUGACGUUGUCCCGAGUAACCGGCCGCCGGAGAUGGUCCGGUCGAGGUACGAUAAGCUGCGAGCUGUGGGUGUUCGAGUUCAGACGAUUCUUGGUGAGGUGGCGGCGCAGGGGGAGAAGAUGCAGGCUUUGGUGACGUGGAGGGAUCCAAGAGCGACGGGUAUAUUCGUGGGGCUGUGUUUAGUGGUGGCGUUGGUGUUGUAUCUUGUGCCGACGAAGAUGGUGGCGAUGGCGUCGGGGUUUUAUUAUUUCCGGCAUCCGAUAUUCCGUGAUAGGAAACCUUCUCCGAUGAUAAACUUUUUCAGGCGACUACCUUCGUUAUCUGAUCGGCUCAUGUGAUGGAAUAAAAGCGCGGGUUCGGUAAAAUAUGUUUUUGAAUUAUUUGAAUAAUUGUGGGUAUUUUUGUGGCGCAGAUUGUAUAUAGUUUGGGUUGUUUAAGCUUAUUGGGCCUUCUUGUGACAUUAUAGGCCCACUAGUUGAAUUAUAUUAG